Plutella xylostella (diamondback moth) is the source of this 1441-nucleotide messenger RNA. RefSeq names its product retinoid-inducible serine carboxypeptidase. The record is from RefSeq and is a predicted model, not a curated record. Gene Ontology annotation, molecular function: serine-type carboxypeptidase activity. Lineage: Eukaryota; Metazoa; Arthropoda; Insecta; Lepidoptera; Plutellidae. Gene Ontology annotation, biological process: proteolysis.
AUUUAACAAAUUUAUCUUUAAUGUACUGAUAACAUGGCACACGAUUAUUUAAGUCAAUUAAUAGAGGUAUGAGUGUGUAAACCGUAGUACAACGAAAAUGUUACUACCAGUUAUUGUUGUGGUCAGUCUGUGUUUAUUUCAAAAUGUGAACUGCGACUUCGGCACAAACAAGCAGAGCUACGGCUUCGUGGACACUCGCGAGGGCGCGCACAUGUUCUACUGGCUAUUCUACACCACCGCUGACGUGCCCAACUACACGCAGCGCCCUCUAGUGGUGUGGCUGCAAGGCGGGCCAGGAGGGUCGUCCACCGGCAUAGGGAACUUUGAGAUAUUGGGGCCGCUGGACUUGAGUUUGCAGCCAAGGAAUUAUACUUGGGUGAAUGACUUCAACGUUCUGUUCCUUGACAACCCGGUCGGCACUGGGUUCAGCUACGUCGAUAACUUCUCCUACUUGACUACCGACAAUGAACAAAUCGCCGAUGACUUUGUUGCGUUCAUGCGUGGAUUCUACCUGAAACAUCCCGAGUUUGAGGGCGUCCCACUGUAUAUCUACGGACAAUCUUACGGAGGCAAAAUGGCUGUUGACAUGGCUAUAAAAAUGAAAGAGGCAGAAUCGGCAUCAACAAUAAACUCGAACCUCCGCGGCAUAGCCAUGGGCAACGCGUGGAUCCACCCCGUGAACCUGACCAGCACGUGGGGCCCCCUGCUACUCGCUGCUGGCCUGGUAGACCAAGCCGGCCACGACGCCAUACAGGACCAGGCGCUCAUGGCUGAGAGGCUGUUCGAGGAAGGGAGGUUUGAGGAGUCUACGGCGCAGUGGGCCAGGACGCAGUCAGAGGUGUUUGCAAGGACGGGCAAUGUGGAUUUCUAUAAUAUUCUGACGAAGAUGCCGAAUAGAAGAUCGGGGCGAGAUGCGAGGAGUGAUAUUGCCCUAACCCGCGACAUGCUGAUCACGAGCCGCCACUACGGCGCCAGCAGACAGGAGUGGGACCUGUACCAGCUCAUGAACACGCAAGUGAAGCCGGCACUAGGGGUGCCGGCGCACGUGGUGUGGGACAGCCAGUCGAAUGCCGUGUUUAAUUAUUUGAGGGGGGACUUUAUGAAGCCGGUUACUGAUGGAAUUGAAAAACUCCUCAAUGAGACGGACAUCAUAGUGAUGAAGUACAACGGCAACUUGGACCUGAUCUGCGACACUCCAGGUCAACUAAUGUGGGUAGACCGUCUCCAGUGGUCUGGCGCUGAACAGUUCUCGCGGGCGGAGCGAGAGCCAGUAUGGGAGGACGGCCGCCUGGAAGGGUACUACCAGUCGUAUGGCAACUUCCGCUUCUUCUAUAUUAACGUUGCUGGACAUAGUGUACCGCGAGACAAUCCACAAGGAUCCAAGGCCUUUCUACGCGAUAUGACUUCGUUUGGCUAAAUAAAAGCAAGAUUCUUUACCUAA